CUUACACUGUAUACCUGCAAUAAUAUAUAAAUUAAUUAAAAGAAUAAUGCUUAUACGAGCCGCCAAGAACAGACACACAAAGCUGAUUAACCUCACUAAUCUCCUUUUAACCCUAAAUAAAAUUGAUUAAUUUAAUCAAACUCACCAAACCCAUUUCAAUUUCAUCGUAGAUGACGGGGUUGGUGAAAUAGAAACCCCCAUAUAUAUAUCUCUCUCUCACCUCUUUAGAUCUCAUUCAGAUCAAAAACACACACACACAAAACCCACCAACUUCCUUCUAUGGCUUCCAUUUCCAAUCUUUCUUCUCCGAUCACACCUCUUAAGUCGUCGCCGGUGCUUCCACCACCACCAACCACCGCCGUCUAUCUGGGUUUUCCGGCAAGACUCAACCUUUCUUCCUCCAAGUUGUCCGUUCGAUCCACUGUCCCUCUAGCUGCCUCUUUGCUUGUGAAAUGUAGCCAAAAUGGUGGAAAUGGAAGCCAUGUUAAGAGAACAACUCUUCAUGAUCUUUACGAGAAGCAAGGACAGAGUCCGUGGUACGAUAACCUCUGCCGACCUGUUACCGAUCUUAUUCCGCUGAUCGAAAGUGGUGUGAGAGGCGUUACAAGCAACCCCGCGAUUUUUCAAAAGGCAAUAUCAACAUCAAAUGCUUACAAUGAUCAAUUCAGGGAACUUGUACAAGGGGGGAAAGACAUCGAAAGUGCGUAUUGGGAACUUGUAGUAAAAGAUAUCCAAGAUGCUUGCAGGCUCUUUGAGCCGAUUUACGAUGAAACCGAUGGCGGUGAUGGUUAUGUUUCUGUUGAGGUUUCACCUCGGCUUGCUGAUGAUACUCAAGGGACCGUUGAUGCUGCAAAAUGGUUGCAUAAAGUGGUUGACCGUCCCAAUGUUUACAUCAAGAUUCCCGCAACUGCUGCUUGCGUUCCUUCAGUUAGAGAUGUCAUUUCUUUGGGAAUAAGCGUUAAUGUAACUCUCAUAUUUUCACUAUCACGAUACGAGGCAGUUAUUGACGCUUAUUUGGACGGAUUGGAGGCUUCAGGUCUUGACGACUUAUCUAGGGUUACAAGCGUUGCUUCUUUCUUUGUUAGUCGAGUAGACACACUUGUCGACAAAAUGCUUGAAAAAAUCGGAACCCCAGAGGCCCUCAAUCUUCGAGGAAAGGCUGCAAAUGCUCAAGCGGCUCUAGCCUUCCAACUUUACCAAAAGAAAUUCUCGGGCCCACGAUGGGAGGCCCUUGUGAAGAAAGGAGCUAAGAAGCAACGGUUGCUAUGGGCCUCAACCAGUGUUAAGAACCCGGCCUAUCCCGACACCCUAUAUGUGGCCCCACUUGUUGGGCCAGACACGGUGUCAACUAUGCCCGAUCAAGCUCUGCAAGCAUUCAUCGACCAUGGUACAGUUGGAAGGACCAUCGAUGCGAAUGUAUCAGAGGCUGAAGGAAUUUACAACGCUUUGGAGAAAUUGGGGAUCGAUUGGAGCUACGUUGGUAACCAGUUGGAACUUGAAGGAGUAGAUUCGUUCAAGAAAAGCUUUGACAGCCUGCUUGAUAGUCUGCAAGAGAAGGCUAAUUCGCUGAAACUAGUCAACCUGUAGACCUUCUUAAUAUGUGUUUCCAGUGUUUGUUUGGCAUCAACAGACUUAAAAGAUAAUAAAGAAUGGUUGUGUAAGUGAUUGAAAGAUUGUGUAAUGGGAGUUGUUAAAGUGAAAUGAUGAUGAGUGGUUGGUUUUGGGUUUUA
Molecule: messenger RNA, 1730 nt
Organism: Helianthus annuus (common sunflower)
Lineage: Eukaryota; Viridiplantae; Streptophyta; Magnoliopsida; Asterales; Asteraceae
Product: transaldolase
Exons: 7
Coding region: 280-1587 (435 amino acids)
Biological process (GO): carbohydrate metabolic process; pentose-phosphate shunt
Cellular component (GO): intracellular anatomical structure; cytoplasm
Molecular function (GO): transaldolase activity
Source: RefSeq, a predicted model, not a curated record